Drosophila busckii is the source of this 4000-nucleotide messenger RNA. RefSeq names its product period circadian protein (gene per). Gene Ontology annotation, molecular function: transcription corepressor binding; transcription cis-regulatory region binding. NCBI's taxonomy places the organism in Eukaryota, Metazoa, Arthropoda, Insecta, Diptera, Drosophilidae. The transcript is spliced from 8 exons. The record is from RefSeq and is a predicted model, not a curated record. Gene Ontology annotation, cellular component: nucleus; cytoplasm. Gene Ontology annotation, biological process: circadian regulation of gene expression; entrainment of circadian clock by photoperiod; negative regulation of transcription by RNA polymerase II. The coding region runs from base 136 to 3708 and encodes 1190 amino acids.
GAAGAGCAAAGCAGCAAAAUAUACAAAAAGCAUACUUCAGGGCGUUAAGCUUUAGGUAUCUGCUGUGAGAAUUAGGUGCACGCUUACGCAGUUAUAGAGUUAUAAUUUAUUUAUUGCCAAAUCAAACGUACAAAGAUGGAGGGAGAAUCGUCAACAUCUAACCAUAACACCAAGGUCUCCGACUCGGCCUAUUCCAACAGCUGCAGCAACAGUCAAUCGCAGCGCAGUGGCAGCUCCAAGUCACGCUUGAGCGGCAGCCACUCGUCGGGCAGCAGCGGCUAUGGUGGCAAGCCGUCGACGCAGGCCAGCAGCAAUGACCUGAUCUUCAAGCGCAACAAGGACAAGUCGCGCAAGAAGAAGAAGGCAAAGUGCAGCGAUGUGCCUGGCACGUUGGAGCUUAGCGAUGAGCAAGUGGUGGCCAGCACCAGCAGCACCAUUAUAGCAAAGCAGCAGCAGCAGCUGCAGCAGGAGCGGGAGCGGGAGCGUGAGCGUGAAUCAAUGGAUCAACAGGAGACGCCAGCCAAUGAGGCACAACAGCAUAGCGAGCAGCAGCUGGAGGAUGUGGCAAUGACGCAACAGGAGCCACAACAGUCGCUGGAGCAGGCCCACCAGCUGCUGCCCGGCAGCACCAGCAACCAGCAAAUGCCCCAAUUGGCCAUCAACAUCAGCAACAACAUAUUGAGCAUCGGCGCCGCCUCGCUGCAAGAGAGUCCCUGCGGCCCAGGUCUCUCCAUGACCAAAGCCGACAAGACUUGCGAGUCCGCACUGCUCAAGCUGGACACCGGCAUGCCGCCCAGCUCGCUCCAUGCCAAGCAGCCGAUGCACGAUCGCAAGGAGGACACCUUCUGCUGUGUCAUCUCGAUGCACGACGGCGUCGUGCUCUACACCACGCCCAGCAUCUCCGAUAUAUUGGGCUUUCCACGCGACAUGUGGUUGGGUCGCUCCUUCAUUGACUUUGUCCAUCAGAAGGAUCGCGCCACCUUCGCCAGUCAGAUCACCACUGGCAUUCCCAUUGACACGGGACGUGGCGGCACCCCCAAGGAGCAGCGCAGCACCUUCUGCGUCAUGCUGCGUCGCUAUCGUGGCCUGAACGCCACCGGCGGUGGAUUCGGCGUCAUCGGCCGCUCGGUCAAUUAUGAGCCCUUCCGCUUGGGAUUGACUUUCCGCGAGGCUCCCGAGGAGGCCAAUGGGGACAACUAUAAAGUGCCCAAUGGCACAAACAUGCUGUUGGUCAUUUCGGCCACGCCCAUCAAGAGCAGCUACAAGGUGCCCGAUGAGAUACUCUCGAACAAGAGCCCAAAGUUUUCCAUACGCCACACGGCCACAGGCAUCAUCUCGCAUGUGGACUCGGCCUCGGUGAGCGCCUUGGGCUACCUGCCCCAGGAUUUGAUUGGACGCUCCAUCUUGGAUUUCUAUCAUCACGAGGAUCUGAGCGUGAUGAAGGAGACGUACGAGACGGUGAUGAAGAAGGGACAAAAUGCAGGCGCCUCGUUCUGCAGCAAGCCCUAUCGCUUCCUCAUCCAGAACGGCUGCUAUGUCCUGCUGGAGACCGAGUGGACCAGCUUUGUGAACCCUUGGUCGCGCAAGCUGGAGUUCGUGGUGGGACAUCAUCGUGUGUUUCAGGGUCCCAAGCAGUGCAAUGUGUUUGAGCAGCCGCCCGGCACUAAGAUUAAGAUAUCGGAGGAGGCACAGAACCGUAAUUCGCGCAUUAAGGAGGAUAUACUUAAGCUACUGUCGGAGAUAGUCUCGCGUCCAUCCGAUACGGUGAAGCAGGAAGUAUCUCGACGUUGUCAGGCGCUGGCCAGCUUCAUGGAAACGCUGAUGGACGAAGUGACACGCACCGAUCUGAAGCUCGAGCUGCCAGUGGAGAACGAGUUGACAGUCUCCGAGCGCGAUAGCGUAAUGCUGGGUGAGAUCUCACCGCAUCAUGACUACUAUGACAGUAAGAGUUCGACUGAGACGCCACCCAGCUACAAUCAGUUAAACUAUAACGAGAACCUGCUGCGUUUUUUUAACAGCAAGCCCGUCACCGCGCCCGCCGAGCUAGACCCGCCCAAGCUGGAGUCCGCGUACAUGAGCAGCGCUCGCGAAGAUGCGCGCAGCACUUCGAGUCCCGUGCACGGCUUCGAAGGCAGCGGCGGCAGCGGCUCCUCCGGCAAUUGCACCACCGGCAGCAAUAUACACAUGAGCAGUGUGACCAACACCAACACCAGCAUCACCGGCACCGGCACCGGCACCACGUCCGGCGGUGGCAAUUCACAUGGUAACGGCAACGGAAACGGAAACACGAAUCCCACUUGUAAUGGCAAUGCUAGCUCCCUUGGUGGAGGAACCGCCCAUGGCCAUGCCAAUCCAAAUGCUCAUGGCCAUAGCAGCGGCAACGGCAGUGGCCAUGGCGGGAGUGGUCACGGCAGUGCCGUCAGCAGUGCGCCCACAGUCAGCGUAACCCUAACCGAGUCCCUGCUGAACAAGCACAAUGAUGAAAUGGAGAAGUUCAUGAUCAAGAAGCAUCGCGAGUCCCGCGGACGCACCGGUGAGAAAAAUAAAAAGUCUGCGAAUGAGAAGAUGCUGGAGUAUAGCGGCCCUGGGCAUGGGGGCCAUGGUGUCAAGCGUGGCGGCUCCCACAGCUGGGAAGGAGAUGCCAAUAAGCCAAAACAGCAAUUGACGCUAAACAGCGCCAUCGGAGUCGGCAGCGCCAACUUGAUCCACGAGCCGCAUGUGCCGAUUCCGAUCAAGCCGCAGCUAACGAACGCACCAGCGCUCCAAUGCAAUCAGUUCACCCAGAGCAAUCUGAACUGCACCCAAAACAUUAAUCUGUGGCCACCUUUCUCGGUGGGCGUCACCACGCCCACAGUCCAACACGCCCACACUGCGGUGGCCCAGAGCAGCUUCUCGCCCCAGCCGAGUCUCUUCCCCGCCUUCUACUACAUACCCGCCGCCGCCGCCCAGCCCGCCCCCAAUCCGCCAAUGCACUCGAUGCAGCGCCCCCUCAAGCUCUGCGAUCAGCCGACCACCUCGCAACAAGCCGCAGCUGCCGCCACCGCAGCAGCCCAUGCGGCCAUGCCCCUGCAGUAUAUGGCCGGAGUCAUGUAUCCGCAUCCCUCUCUGUUCUACACCCAUCCGGCGGCAGCUGCCGCCACGGCCAUGAUGUACCAGCCCAUGCCCUUCUCCAGCGUGGCCAAUGUCAUGCAGAUGUCGAAUCGAUCCAGUAGCUCCCAGACGAGCUACAACAAGGUUGUCUAUAAUCCACAGCCUUCAAUGGUGGCGCCACUCACAUGCGCAACGAAGCCGCAGGGCGCCUUUCACUCCAUCACGCCCUCGCAGCUGCAACGUCCGUCUUCGCAGGCGACUUCGGUUAAGGCGGAGCCCGGCUCGAAUGUGGCACCCUCGGAUACGUCCAAAAAGGAGGUGAACGACUCGCCCAUACCGUCGGUUAUGGGCGAAGUCGGUUAUGGGUCCGAUCAGCGUAGUCAUCGCACCCAUAAUAAGUUUAUGCAGAAAUACACGGACAGCAAUGGCAACAGCGACGACAUGGACGGCAGCAGCUUCUCCUCGUUCUACUCUUCGUUCAUCAAGACCACAGACGGCUCAGAGAGUCCGCCGGACAAUGAUAAGGACAGCAAGCGCAAGACAAAGUCCUCACUACGUCGGGAUUCCAAAAUUGUCGAGCAUCCCGAGGAGGAUCAAACUCAGCACGGCGACGGGUAGUCGAGCCUCUCCCACAUGCUCCUGGUAACAAAGCUACAGCAUGUAACCCAGAAUAAGAAAUAAAAUGCUUGCCCCUCUCUAUGAAAAGAAGGCUCAAAUAUAGCAGCUUUUAUUGUCUAUAUGGUAAGCUAUAUAUCGACACUAAAUGUUGUGAAAGCCAAAUAUAGCUCAUCAUCCAAUAAUUGUCUAUAAUCAAAUAAAUGUUGCGCACUUGGCGAAUGAAAUGUCUACGAGCUUUAUAAUUAUUCAUUUAUAAAAUGUACAAUGUCUUAGUAGUACAAACUUUAUAUAU